GUUUCUUAUCCCUACAUUAGAAACGGUACUCAGAUAAAAGUCGAUACUUAUGUAUUUAUUUUGCAGGGCUUGAGGUUGCAAUUAAAACACAUUUUUUAAUCCCAUCAUCAUGGAAAGUUCCUUAGAGGACAGAUAUCGCGAGCACCGAGAGAAGGUCCAGGCAGACAGGCUUGCUCUAGAGAAGGAGCUCAUAUCCUGUGGAGGGGAAGACGUCCUGCUGACGAAGCAGCGCAGGGACGUGUUGCUCCUGCAGCCCUCGGAUCUCCUGCUGCAGCUCAGAAAGGGAGAGUUGUCUGCCGUGACAGUCCUGCAGUCCUACCAGUCCAAGGCUCUUGACUUGGCAAGAAGCUUCAACUGCAUAACAGAGUUCAUCCCUGACGCAAAGGCAUGGGCCGAGGCUCUAGACAAGCUGGCCCAAGAUGAGAGACGUGCCCUGCACGGGCUUCCCGUCAGCGUCAAAGACUGCAUCAUGGUCAAGGGUUUGGACUGCACGCUGGGGCUGCUCAAGAAGGUGGGGCAGCCCGCCCCUGUGGACGCAGAUGUCGUCACGGUCCUCAAGGAGCUGGGGGCCGUGCCCUUCGUGAAGACCAACGCGUCGCAGCUUUGUAUCAGCAUUGGCUGCUCGAACCCUCUGUGGGGCGCUGCACGACAUCCGCUCAACGCAGCGAGGACCCCCGGCGGCUCCUCUGGCGGUGAAGGGGUUCUCAUCAGCGGCGGAGGUUCGGUGUUGGGGAUCGGAACAGACCUCGGUGGGAGCAUCCGCCUGCCCGCCAGCUGGUGUGGAGUGGUGGGCAUCAAACCCACCGCUAAGAGGAUGUCUAGGAGGGGACUCGUUGGGGCCCUCAGGCCUAUUGGCAUAUUUGGAACCUGGGGCUUAAUGGGCAAAGACGGGGCUUUUGUGGCCGAGGCGACCAAGGCGAUUUUCUCCGCGGCCGACUUCCAUGCCUGCGAUCCGGAGGUGCCGCCUCUGUCCUGGAACGACAGCGUCUACCUGUCCAAGAUGGCCCUCCGUGUCGGAUGGUUCGACUCGAUAUCCCUCUUCCCCAGCACUCCGGGGGUGAAGCGCGCUGUGGCGCAAGCCGUGGCGGCCUUCGAGGCCCUAGGCCACGAAGUGGUCGCGUUUCCUGAGCAAAAUUGGAUUGAAGGCCUCGAUAUUUGCGUUCAGUUACUCUUUGCCGAUCAAGGAAAGUUUGUGGAUCUUCUGCUGGAUGGCGAAACUGUAGACGAAGAACUUUUGUGGUACAAAUCGUUUGCUGCGGUGCCACCCGACCAAACUGAAGAUCGUUGUCCCGAACUCCAACGACAGUUUGGAAGCGUAGCUGUGCAGCACAGCUUUUGCACAUUAUCUAGCUGCACAGAUUUGUGGAAGAAGAUGAUAGAGAGAAGCGUGUUUGUCAACACAUUUUACCAGAACUGGAAGUCAAAUGGGCUGGACCUGCUAUUAUGUCCCGUCUAUCCAUCUCCUGCACCCAAGACUGAGCAAGUCGGAAUGAUUAAUUUCUCUAUGAUGCUGACCGCGAUUUUUAACGUCAUGGACUACCCCGCUGCUGCCGUGCCUGUCACUCGGCAAACCCAAGAAGAAGAGCUAAACAUUGCCAACUAUUCCUGCACCGACAAAAUCCAUGAUCUAAUUAAACAAAACGGACGUGACGCCGUGGGCCUGCCUCUCGGCGUUCAACUCGUGGCGCUGCCAUACGGCGAAGAACUGCUGUGCCGGGCUAUAGCCGAGCUGUCCAACUCCCUCAAAUAUAAAUACUGAGCUGCAGCUUUGAUGGAGCUGCUGUGCCGGGCUAUAGCCGAGCUGUCCAACUCCCUCAAAUAUAAAUAUUGAACUACCGCGCUGCAGGAGCUGCUGUGCCGGGCUAUAGCCGAGCUGUCCAACUCCCUCAAAUAUAAAUACUGAGCUGCAGCUUUGCAGGACCUGCAGUACCGGGCCCUUGCCAAGCUGUCCAAUUCCCUCAACUGCAAAUACUGAGAGCUGCUGUACUGGGCCCUAGCCGAGCUGUCCAACUCCCUCAAAUAUAAAUACUGAGCUGCAGCUUUGCAGGACCUGCUGUGCCGGGCCCUAGCCGAGCUGUCAAAUUCCCUCAACUGCAUAUACUGAAUUACCGCGCUGCAGGAGCUGCUGUGCCGUGCCCUAGCCGAGCUGUCCAACUCUCUCAACUACAAAUACGGAACUACUAUACUCCAGGACCUGCAAUGCUGGGACCUAGCCGAGCUGUACAACUGUAGUAACUGGAAUUUACAACUCGCACUAUCAUUUCCUUUGAACGGAAUAAUUAUUUUUAUUCAUUUCCAUAGCUCGUUGAACACCAUUUGCUGUAGCUUCAUAUAACCUUAUUAGCAAAAUUCAACUAUUUACAUCAAUGUUCUCUAUUAUUAUUCAAUUGUGAAAUAUUAAAUCAAAAAUAGUAUUACUGUCAUAAUAUCAGUUCUAUGCUAUGUCAUGUCUUUAUUAUAACGACCAUCACCCACGCAGGUGUUGGUCGGUGGCAUUAUUCUUCAAUUCAUCAAUAAAUUUAUUGAAUCUUCA
This is a messenger RNA of Hyalella azteca, 2533 nucleotides long. RefSeq names its product fatty-acid amide hydrolase 1. Gene Ontology annotation, biological process: fatty acid catabolic process. The record is from RefSeq and is a predicted model, not a curated record. The transcript has 11 exons. NCBI's taxonomy places the organism in Eukaryota, Metazoa, Arthropoda, Malacostraca, Amphipoda, Hyalellidae. Bases 110 to 1759 code for a protein of 549 amino acids. Gene Ontology annotation, molecular function: amidase activity; fatty acid amide hydrolase activity.